Dermatophagoides farinae (American house dust mite) is the source of this 5167-nucleotide messenger RNA. The record is from RefSeq and is a predicted model, not a curated record. Lineage: Eukaryota; Metazoa; Arthropoda; Arachnida; Sarcoptiformes; Pyroglyphidae.
UACACACACACACAAAUAAACAACUGUGAUACAUUCUUCUGUUUGAUUAUCAUUCGAAUUUGAAUAAAUAAAGCAAAAAAUGGCAUCCAACACCAAUGUAAGCGUUGCCGUUAGAAUUCGGCCAAAAUUACAACGUGAAGAAAUUGAUAUGUAUAAUAUUUGUACUCGGUGUACACCUGGUGAACCACAAGUUUGGCUUGGUGAUGAUAAAGCAUUUACAUUUGAUCAUGUCUUUGAUAUGUCUUCUAAACAAUCAGAAAUUUAUGAUGCUUGUGUUACAUCACUAAUUGAAGGUUGUUUCAAUGGCUAUAAUGCAACAAUACUUGCAUAUGGUCAAACUGGAUCAGGUAAAACCUAUACAAUGGGUACUGGAUUUGAUGUUACAUUUCCACAAGAACAAAGGGGUAUUAUUCCUCGUGCUGUUGAACAUUUAUUCGAAAAUAUCAAUAAAAGACGUGAUCAAGCCAAAAAUGAUGGUCUUCCAAUGCCUGAAUUUAGUAUUAGUACACAGUUCAUUGAAAUUUAUAAUGAUGAAAUUAUUGAUCUGUUGGCCGAAAAUCGAAACAAACGAAAUCGAAUACGUAUUAUGGAUGAUGAAGGCAUUGUAUUGCUUGGUGUUGAAUCAAAAUCCGUAUCUACUAGUGAUGAUACAAUGCAUUGUCUGAAAUCUGGUUCAUUAUUUCGUACAACAGGCGCUACAUUAAUGAAUGCCGAAUCAUCAAGAUCACAUGCAAUUUUUACACUUUUUAUUAAACAAACACGUAUAGAUUUAAUCAAAAAAGAGGAUGAUAAUGAAACGCCUGAACAAGAAGUAAUAACAUUAACUGCCAAAUUUAAUUUUGUCGAUCUUGCCGGUUCUGAACGUCUUUCUCGUACUGGUGCCGUUGGUGAACGUGCACGUGAAGGAAUAUCAAUAAAUACCGGAUUAUUACAUCUUGGCAAUGUGAUAUCAGCAUUAGGUGAUCGAACAAGAAAAAUGACACACAUACCAUAUCGUGAUUCAAAAUUAACACGUGUACUACAAGAUUCUCUUGGUGGUAACAGUGUUACAUUAAUGAUUGCCUGUAUUUCACCAUGUGAUAGAGAUUUUGUCGAAACAUUAAAUACAUUACGUUACGCUAAUCGAGCCAAAAAUAUCAAAAACAAAGUCACAGCCAAUCAAGAUUCACAGACACAACUUAUUAAUGAAUUACGUCGUCAAAUUAUGCAAUUACAGCUUGAAAAUCAAGAACUACGACAGGGUAAAUUAUUUGUCAAAAAUGAUGGCGAAGUUGAAUUGAAUGAUGUUUAUCAUGAAAAUGAAAUGCUACGAAGAGAAUUGAACAAUGCAAAUGUUCGUAUCAAAGCAUUGAACACACGAUUGACCGAUGUAAAUGAUGAAAAUAUUAAUCUGAAAGAAAAUUUGGUCAAAUAUCAGAUUGCUAAUAAUGAUGGCGGCGGUGGUGGUGGUGGUGGUGGUACCAGCAUUACGAAUCAAAAUGCAAAUGAAGAUGCAGCCGAAUCUUUUAUUAAAGCAUAUCUAAAAGAAAUCAGUGAUUUACGUUCAAGAGUUGUUGAAAGUGAACAUCUUAUUACUCAUUAUCGUAAACAAUUGAAUCGUACAACGAAUGAUGAAUACGAAACGAAUGGUGGAAUGGACAUUAUAGAAAAGGCUAAACAUGAUGUUGAAUUGGGAAAAUCUUUUUAUAAUCAAUUGAACCAUUCAAUGAGCUCACCAGAUAGCAAUGGUAAUCGUGUCACAGAUUUACAUGAUGAUGAUCAAGAGGAUUUCUCUGAAGAAGACAAUACUGAAGAUUUUGAAACAAAACUAGCAAAUCAUAAUGUUGAAUUGGCCAAUCUAAUGGAAAGUUUAGCUUCUAAGGAACGUUUAAUAGAAGAAUUUGAAGCUCGUGAACGACGAAUCAUUGAAUUGACUGAACAAUAUGAACAGAAAAUUGUUAGCUUCAAAAUGAAAAUCAAACAAAUUGAAGAAGAUCGUGAUAAAUUGAUGGGCAAAAUUAAAAAAGAAAACAAAGAUGAUCAUACAUCGAAAGCAAAGAAAGAAGAAUAUGAAAAACGAAUAUCCAAUCUACAGGCUGAUAUUCGUAAAUAUGAAAAUCUUAAACGUGAACAUAAGAAAAUGUUAAGCCAAGAAUCGAUUAGUAAAGAGCAGCUGAAAAAACUACGACAAGAAGUUCUUGAAGCAAAACAACAUCGUGUCAAAUUGAUUGCUCAGAUGCGUGAACAAAUGGGUAAACAUAAUAAAGAAUUGCUAAGGAAUCGAAUUAUGAUCAAUAAAUUAACACGUGAAGAUCAGAAAAAGGACAUGCAAAUUCGUAAUCUUGAAACGCGAUCAAAUCAACAGAAGAAAAUAUUACAACGUCGCGAAGAAGAGAUUAAAAAUCUAAAACGAUUAGCACGACCUGCUUAUAGUGAUCGUGUGGGUGGCCGUUUGCGACGUUACAUGAAUGGCGGCAGUACACCACAAAAAGCACGUGAUAAAUGGACACAAUUUGAACAGAAAUUCAACAAAAUUGUCGCACUUCGUACACAAUUUGAGCUUGAAGAGAAAAAAUUGACCCGCUACUAUGAAGAUAGACAAGAAUCAAUCGACCUGUUGAAUACGUUGAAAGAAAACAAUAAUGAUUAUGAUUAUUUUGAAUCGGUCAAAGAAAACAUUGAAUAUCUGGAUCAAUGUAUCAAAACUAGCCAAGGAAUCAUCAUGCAAUCGGAGGAUGAAAAUCUCAACAUUGAUCAAUUGUUCGAUAAACUUGAUCCAGAUGAAACGGAAUAUAUUUUGAAUAAAUUGGCAAAUAGUGCAAUCAAUCAUGCUAUCGUUGCAUCUCAACGUGAUGAAGAGCUUAAAGAAAAGGAUGCUAGAUGCAAAAAUUUAACCGAUGAAUAUGUUGCCCGUAGUCAAUUAUUGGAUUAUUUGAUUGAAACCAAUAAACUUCAACAACUGAAAUACGAAAACGAUAAUUAUGAUGAUGACAUAUUACCACAUAUUUCAGACAUUCCACCUUCGAAUCCAAAAUAUCGUCGAUUAACAAGAACACCGGCUGAAUUAUUGUUACCACCACAAAGUCAACAAGAACAAGAAAUUAAACAUCAACAAUUGGAAAUGAAUAGAACAUUUUGGCUGAUUAAAGACAAUGAUAAAAACAAUAUUGAUCAACAACAACAACAUUGUGAUUCAAAUUCGUUGAUGAUACAAAGUAUGUAUGAAUCUUCGAAUGCUGCUAAUACUGUUUCUUCUGCUGGUGGUGUAAAUCCAAACAAAUCGAGCUUAAAUGGUGGUGGUGGUGGUGCUGCUUCUGCUGUUCCGGUAGUAUGUCAUGUAUCGAAUGCAUCUUCACUCAAAGAAUUGAAUGACAUGUCAACAACAUGUGCAUCAUCAUGUAGUUCUUCUUCUAUACCGACUAAAAUGAUUUCACAUCAUCAUCAUUAUCUUUUAUCACCACAUUUGAUGAGACGUAGGAUUCCAUUGAAUAAUAAUAAUAAUCAUCAAUAUCAUAUCAACAACAACAACAACAACAACAUCAGCAGCAGCAGCAAUCAUAAUCAUUUGAUGAUGAAUAAUAAUAAUAACAAUAAUAAUCUGACAUCAUUUAAAAUGAAUCGUUUUAUGCGUAGCACUAGCAGCAACAGCAACAGCAGCAGCAAUAACAACAACAACAACAACAACAAUGAUCAUCAUCAAAAUUAUGAUUCAAAUUAUUGUCGACCAAAUGUUAUUGAUACUUUUAACAUUAAUGAAUCGUCAACAGCAGUAACUGGUACACCGCCCGGAUCACCAUCAAUAAAUCGUCGAAUUAAUCGUGAAACAACAAAAUCAUCAACAUUGAUGUGUUCAUCUAUGAAUAAUGAUUCGGAUGUUUUUUCUCGAUUGACUGGUGCCUCAACAGUUAGUAAUCAAGUAGAAAAUAGCAUUGGUCAAAUAUUACCAUGUACGACAACGAGUAGUAGUAAAGCAAUCGAUAAACAAUUUCCAUUGACAUGUACACAUAGCGUAGUUGGACAUAGACGAGCAGUAUUAUCAGUGACAGCUACAAAAGAAGUAUUAUUUAGUGGAUCAAAAGAUUGUACGGCAAAAAUUUGGGAUCUCAACCAAUGUACAGAAGUAUUUUCAUUGAAUGAUCAUCCAGAUGCUGUUAAUGUUGUACGAUAUGAAGAAUAUAAUAAAUUAAUUUUCACUUGUUCCAAAUCGAUCAUUAAAAUCUGGGAUCCACGCCAAAAACCAAUUAAUUGUGUACGAACAUUAAGUUCAACAGGUUUAACAACAGAUCUUGGUAAUGAUAUUUUCAUUUAUGAUAUACAACUAAGUGCCGAUGGUUCGAUUCUGUUUUCAACAUCCGAUCGUAUUGUUCGUGCAUGGGAUCUACGAAAAUUUCAACCAAUUUCUAGGCUAAAUACUGGCCAUAAUUCAUUGGUCACAUGUUUGGCCGUUGAUGAUGAUGAAAUCAAUGAUACACGUUUAGUCAUCACUGGUUCAAAAGAUCAUUAUAUAAAAGUUUUUGAAUUGGAACAAAAUCUAAAUGGAAUCUAUGUACCAAAAUAUACAUUACAGCCACCACAUUAUGAUGGUAUACAAGCAUUACGAUUGAUAAAUAAAGGCCGUUUCCUGUUUUCUGGUGGUCGUGAUGGUUAUAUUAAAAAAUGGGAUCUUACAGCACAAAGUUGUAUGGCCACAUAUAGUAAUCGUGGUUGGGUAUUAGCAUUGGAUACAUUCUUACAAGAAACUGUUCUAUUAUCAGCAUGUCGUAGUGGCUAUCUUCGUUUAUGGAGCACCGAAAAUUGUCAUUUAUUUGGCGAAAUACAAGCACAUCAAAUGGCCGUCAAUGAUAUUGCCACCAUACAGCAGACAAUAUUCACGGCAUCAAAUGAUUGUACAAUCAAUUUAUGGCAACAUCGUGAUAGUAGUCCUAUUGAAGAUAUUAUUAGCCAUUAACAAAUAAUCAUCAUCUUUCAUCUGUUAAUCAUUUAUCCAAUCAUCAGUAUUUCUACAUACACACACACACACACACACACUAGAAUAUCACACUUUUUUUUGUAUGCUACAAAAACAAAACAAAAAAAAAAUUAAUAACAAAUCAUCAUCACUAUAUUUUUGUAGGAAACACAAACUAAUUUUUGACUAAAAAAACAAAACAAAACAAAACAAAAACGACAAACAAACAAACAAACAAAA